Lethenteron reissneri (Far Eastern brook lamprey) is the source of this 5421-nucleotide messenger RNA. RefSeq lists its product as uncharacterized. Gene Ontology annotation, cellular component: membrane raft; external side of plasma membrane; CD95 death-inducing signaling complex. Gene Ontology annotation, molecular function: tumor necrosis factor receptor activity; protein binding. Lineage: Eukaryota; Metazoa; Chordata; Hyperoartia; Petromyzontiformes; Petromyzontidae. The record is from RefSeq and is a predicted model, not a curated record. Gene Ontology annotation, biological process: necroptotic signaling pathway; negative regulation of apoptotic process; regulation of stress-activated MAPK cascade.
AGGAAGUAGGAGACGCUCGCCCUGUCUCUCUCUCUCUCUGUCUCUCUCUGUGUCUCUCUCUGUGUUUGUCUCUCUCUGUGUCUCUCUCUGUGUCUGUCUCUCUCUAUGUCUCUCUCUGUGUCUGUCUCUCUCUCUGUCUCUCUCCGUCUCUUGCUUUAUUGAGAGGUAGGGUGAGAGGCAGGUGAAGGGUGAGAGGUGAGAGAGACAGCGGGAUGGAGACACCUGGAGCUUCAACUCCAUCCUGACGAAAAGGAACUUCGCUCGUAGCGUUUGUCCUCUCAUUUGUGGAGAUACGAACUGAAGAUGCCCAUCGGAUCAUCAUCAUCAUGAUAAGAAGAAGAGGGAGAAGAGGAUGUUGGUGGUUCGUGGCGGGGGUGGUUUCCGAACGGGGGAAGAUGCUCACGGCGGUGCUGGCGCUGUGCUGCUGUGUCAGAUUGAUGGCUGCGACACCAACAGAGUCUCCGUGUCCUCAUGAAUUCCACCACGUGUUAGAAACUGGCCUUUGCUGUGAGCGGUGCAAGCCAGGGCAAUUCGUUGAGAAUAGAUGCACAGAAAACAAAGGCCCCACGACCUGUCGGGAAUGUCCUAACGGAUACUACACGGCCGUAGAAAACUACGAAUCAAGAUGUAGGAAAUGCAAGGAAUGUGAGGAAGGGGAGGAAAUUGUCCAGACUUGCACCGAGAGCUCCAAUACGCUGUGCCGAUGUAAAGCCGGUUUCCACAGAGUAGACGAGUUCUGCACACAAGAUCCAAGCAAUGCAACGCCAACUCCGACUGGUGCAACCAGCGGAGGCAAGACAGCGGGCAUUGUGGUGGCCGUGAUUCUGCUUCUGUUUGUCGCUGUUGCUGUUGCUGCGUUCAUUUACAAGAAGAAGGGUGGAAGAUUUCCUUGCGAAGGGGAGCCUGGUAACUCUAAUCAGCAAGAAUCGACUCCAUUGGGCCUGUUUAAUUUGAAGGCCCCAAUCCCUGAGACUGGACCUUCUGCAGAGGUUCGAGACAUGGAUGAGUCGAAGGCUGCCAAGCUGAUCAAAAGGAAGAGGCCGCAACUGAAGAAGUGGGUUGGCAGGGACCCCACGUACCUGCUCGACUACUUGGACAGCAGGGGUUGGAUCUCUCGUGAGAAAUACCACGAGGCCAAAGACAUCACGGGGAAAGUGGAGCGCGCCGACUUUUUGAUCAACGAGUUCAUCGACAGGGAAGAGUGCCUCAAGCUCUGGAGGGCUCUCGAAAGCCUACAGGACAAGUACCCCCAGCUGACGGAGUGGAUCUCAGCCUGUGCAUCGACCAUGCCUCACACUUGUGACAGGAAGCCUGGUCACUCUAAUCAGCCAGACUCGACUGCAUUGGAUCAAGAUGAACAGCAAAUCACACAGAUUUAUCCUAAACGACAUACUCGGGUCCCUGUAAUUACUGAAAAGGAGCUGCUGCAGAUCCACCAGACUUUGCGCGACAACGGCUUCAUCUCGGACUACCCCCACGUGAUGAGACUCGCGGGCCUGGCGGAAUCCUUCGUCAGCGAGGCAAGCGAGAACCACGGGCGGAACGUGAACGAGAGGAACUACGCCAUGCUCAGGCACUGGAGGGAGAGCCUGGGCCGGCGGGCCACCUACGGCAGGCUGGCCGAGGCGCUGAACAAGGCCGGCUUUAGUGGAACGGCGGAGAUGGUGAUGAAGCUGUGCGACAGCUUCGUUAGGCGGGAGGAUGAGGAAGAGUGGCGGGAGGAGGAGGUGCAGGACAUACAUAUAGACUUCUAGAGACACAACAGUAAGAAGUGGAGGAGGAGCAAGAGUAGGAGGAGUUGGUGGUGGAGGUCUUCCUCUUUUCGUUUUUCUCAGUAUGUGUCGUUCGUUUUAUAGUUUUGUAACUUCAACUCUGAGGAUGGUGAUGAUGAUGGUGGUGCUGAUGGUGGUGGUGUUGAUGGUGAUGUGGUGGUGAUGAUGAUGGUGGUGCUAAGCGGUGGGGAUGAUGGUGGUGAUGGUGGCGGUGAUGAUGAUGGUGGUGGUGGUAAGCGGUGGUGCUGGUGGUGGUUUGUAGCUGUGGAGAGCGGUGGUGGUUAGCAGCGUCUACUACAACACUAAAGACGCCCACGAGCUCCUGUGUACCAGGCCAGGUAGUUAACAUCUCGCCAGGGUCCAGGAUCGAACCUACGACCCUCCUUUAUACCAGGCGAGGUAGUUAGCAUCUCAUAGGGUCCGGGAUUGAACCCACGACCUGUGUACCAGGCCAGGUAGUUAACAUCUUUGCCAGGGUCCGGGAUCGAACCUUUUGCCCUCCAGUAUACCAGGCGAGGGAGGUAGCAGCUUCUGCUACAAAAAGGCAAAGAGGGCAGAGUUCGAUUGUCGCUCAAGGCCACCACCGACCAACCACUCACCACUACCACCUAACCGGGCCUCCCCUAGGUCAGCUCAGGUCUUAAAUGAGCUGUCCCUGCUUACUGCGGUGGAAUCGUAGCAGUAGUGGUCAUUAAACAUCGCCACUGGGGAGAGAGACAAAGGCGGCAGGGCGUGCGUGGUGUUGACUAACCCACCCAUCCACCCAGGCACCUCGUGGUGCCAGAGUACCGACAUUCAUAAGCACCGCUGCUGCUGCUCGCUACUCACUAACAGCCACUUGGGUGAGUGAGUGUGUGGGUGAGUGUUUGGAUGAGUGAGUGGGUGAGUGAGUGUCUGGGUGAGCGAGUGGGUAAGUGAGUGUCUGGGUGAGUGUCUGGGUGAGUGUCUGGGUGAGCGAGUAGGUAAGAGAGUGGGUGAGAGAGUGCGCGAGAGAGUGUGGUGCCUCAAAUAUUGGAAGAAGAAGUCACCCCCUGUGAGUGGCUGUCUGAGGUGCCAUCUGUUGAGGAAGUACUGAAGGCGAUCCGGAGUCUGAGACCAGGAAAAGCACCGGGCAGAGAUAAUCUCCCAAGCCAAAUGCUGAGGAAGGGUGGCGUUUGUGCACAGACUGCCCUACAUGACAUCAUAAGAACUGUCUAGACCAGUGGAGGGGAUCCACAGGAGUGGAAGGAUGCCCUGGUGGUCCCCCUCUUUAAGAAGGUUGACCGCACAGACUGUAACAACUACAGGGGCAUCUCACUCCUCAGUGUGCCCAGAAAGGUCCUGGCAAGGAUUGUUAAACAUCGCCUUGCUAGGCACGCUGAGGAAAGGCUUGCUGAGCCUCAAUCUGGUUUUGAGAAAGGGCGGUCCUGCACGGAUGCCAUAUUUUCUGUCUGUCUCCUACAGCCAAAGUGUAGGGAAUUCCCACAAGACUUACAUCUCUGCUUUAUUGACCUGGUCAAGGCCUAUUAUACCAUCAGUAGGCCUGAGCUCUGGGUUGUUCUUUGUGCUUUCGGAGUCCCUGACCCACUGCUCACGAUCAUUAAGGACCUUCACCAUGGUGAGCGGGCCCGGGUUAAACUACGUGGCUGGGAAUCGGAGCCAUUCCCUGUUCUCUGGCACCGACAUUAUUUAACAUCUAUUUCGACCACGUAGUUCGUGAAGCCUUCAAUUGCUGUAUGGGAGGGAUUUCCAUCUGGUACAGAUACAAUGGGAGUCUGAUCGAUGCCCAGGUGCGGUCAAGGGAUGGCUCCCUAUUGCUCAACCAUGUUAUGUAUGCCGAUGAUCUGGUAAUUGCUGCUCACUCAGAGGAGAAGUUGGAGGCGCUGCUGCUGAACCUGGAGUGUGCCACUAAGAGGUGGGGCUUUACCAUCAGCCCCACCAAAACUUAAGCACCUGCCUGGAUAUUUUGUACCAUCGGACACUCCACCCCCACGACUCCCAAUUGGUGAUAGGGCAGUUGUAGAGAGAGUGGAGAGCUUCCCAUACCUGGGCAGUGUGCUCAUGACCGGCUCUGGUUUAACAGCAGAGGUCUCACUCUGAAUCAGUCGAGCGGCAUCUUUUCAUCAGUUGCGUAACGCUGCGUGAAAGCUACCUGGUCUGUUGCUCCAAACCAAGCAUCAGGUCUGCUCGGCCACAGCCCUUCCUUCUCUAUGAUUGCAAAACGUGGACCCCCCCUAAUGGAACAUCUUCGCCGGUUAGAAACAUUUAGGCUGGCCUUCCUACGAUCCAUCCUGGGUUUAACCAGGCAGGAUUGUGUGAGGAGCUCACACAGCCUUAAAUAUCUGGUCAAAGUCCCAAUGGUGAGCUCCUCUGGCAGGCAGGGCUGCAUUGGAUGGGUCCUGUAGCCCGCAUGCCCAGCCACCGCAUGCCUAAACAAGUUUUGUUCAGCCGGAUAGAUGGGGCUAAACAGGCACGGCAUGGGCUGGAAAAGUGAUGUGGUACAGGAAGAUCAGCCUCUGUGGAGGCGGCUUGUGAAGGAUGCUAUUGGGCAGUCGGAUGCAGUCGCCCUCCAACAACAACGGAGGGCAGAGGAGCGAUGCUCACAACAAUGAACGGAGCGCCAGGUGGCUAAAGCACAGCAAGUUGGCACAGUAGGGAGCACAGGUGGUGCAUUGGCUACUCAUCUCAAUUUGUCAACCCGUGGCACCUGGAUCUGCCCCGUGACCUGCUAGCGGGCGUUCGACACUCACUUGGCCUCAACGUGUACAUAUCCUGGCACAAGUGCCACUUAGUGACGAAUGGCGGUUUUGUUGUUGUUGAGUGUGUGUGUGGGUGAGUGUGUUGGUGAGUGAGUGACUGUGGGUGAGUGACUGUCUCCCGAAAACCAACCCCUCGUCCACGUAGUGGGAGGUAGUAACAGGUUAAGUACAGGAUUGCCUGACAGGGUGAAGUAUGGUGGGUGGUGCGACCACCUGGGCCACUUCGGUAACCAUGAAGGCCUGUCUGGAUGCAACCUGGAAACGCGCUGGCUAACGGGACUCUGGUUAGCCACUUAGGCUAAGAGAGUAAACCCUGAAAACAUCCCGGGUGGAUAUCAAGUGGCUAACGGCCCACCACGGUGGUGUGAAUUAGCCACAGUCCAGAUGGCCAAUGGCAUAUGGUGGAGAAGCCUUCCAAUCGUCUUGGUUUUCUGCCUCACCAUUGGACCUAAGCUUGGCUCCUGGUUAAGCCCCGUGCGGUAGGCUGGUGUGCUACACACACUGCGCAUACAUUAAUUCACACACUGACACCCUCCAGGGACACUGUGUUAUCGCACCACCACACUACACACCCAAAGCCCUUGGGCGACUGGCAUGUGGUGAGCGGGGCAGGCCUAUGCAGCUAGAAGCUCCUAGUAACAAACCAACACCAAGGCGGCAGCUAUUAGAAGGUCGUCAUGCACUCGGAUUAGGCAGGAGUGCAUCCCAGCAGCUGUAGCUGUGACUGAGCAUCCCACAAGGAUCCACUCUGCUCACCCCAAAUGGGUUAGGGGGCUAGAAAAGGUGCCCUAAACACAGCCUGCCUAGCAACAUCCUGUCUGGCUUACUGCGACCAGAGGGAGCAUCAAUAAUUGCGGUCGAAACUAAAAUAAAUAUAACCUAUAAAUGUGUAAUAAAGGUCGUUGAAGCGA